AUUAAGUCAUUUGACUCAAUUCUAUUAAUUCUCAUAUCAACCUAAGCAUUUGGCACUUGCAAAUUUAUGAUCUCUACAGACGCCCAAGUAGGCCCAUCAGCUCUAAAUUUAGCUUCAAAUCCAUGGCUCCUUCUGCCCCAGCUGCAGAAGAAAGUGUGAUAAGUUUGGCAGAAUCAGGAGUGAAAAAGCUGCCCACAAGCUUUUUGAAGGACGAGGAUGAACGUUCCACAGUUCCCCACAACGUAUUCUGCCCUGAUCUUCCACUCAUAUCGCUCUUGAACGUUAAUGGCUCUGAAAGAGAAAGAGAGAGGAUAAGAGCCCAAGUGAAAACUGCCUGUGAAGAGUGGGGAAUAUUUCAGGUUGUAGAUCAUGGAGUUCCCACGGAUCUUUCCAACCUCAUCAUGAAAGACGCCAUGGAUUUCUUCGCCCUCCCUUUGGAGGAGAAAUCCCAGUAUGCUUUGAAGCCCGGAACCUAUCUUGGCUAUGGCAAUGGCAGUUUUAUCAAGAAUGAUCCUCUCAUGGAUUGGAGAGAGCUCUACGUUACUAGAUGUUUGCCUCGCGAUACAAAUCUCUGGCCUGAUAAGCCACCCACCAUGCGGAAGACUAUUGGAGAUUACAGCGACGCUAUGGUAGAGUUGGUAAGAGAUUUGCUGGAGCUGGUGUCUGAAGCGUUGGGGUUGGAGAAAAAGGCCAUAGAGAAUGCUUUGGGAGAUGCAGAGCAGAAGCUUCUUCUCAAUUACUACCCAAAAUGCCCACAACCUGACAUGACGCUGGGUUUAAAGAGGCACACAGAUCCAGGGACCAUUACUUUGCUGCUUCAAGAUAAAGUUGGUGGCCUGCAAGUCACCAAGGACGAUGGCAAAACUUGGGUCACAGUGGAGCCCAUUGAGGGGGCAUUUGUAGUGAAUUUGGGAGACCAAAUGCAUGUGUUAAGCAAUGGUAUUUGCAAGAGCGCGGAUCAUCGAGCAGUGGUGAAUUCAAGCACAACACGAUUGUCCAUUGUAACUUUCCACAAUCCAAACCCUAAUUCUGUGGUUUAUCCACUGGAUGGGCUGGUUAAUGAUGAGCAUCCAACUAAGUUUCAGCGUUAUAUCUACAAAGAGUUUUAUGCAAGGAAAAUGACCAAACAUAUUCAGGAGAGAGAGGAAAGACUAUCGAGGAGGAAGGAAACCUGUGGCAAAGAUGAUGGGAGUGUUUGAUUAGAGUGAAAACAUGGGACUAUUUGUUAUAUCACACCUGAUUAUUAUCACUAAGCAGAGCAGCAAGGAGCAAAGGUUCCGUAUAUACUACUUAAUGAGAUUUAAUGUGCCCUAUGGUUGACAAAGGUUCGGUAAAGAAUAAACGUCUGGUUUUUAAUAAUGUUAAAUGUAGUGUGUUCUUGACCAGAGAUUUGGCAAAGAAUCAGGGUAUGCUAUUUAAUGUGAAUGAAUGUAUUAUUUUUC
Cryptomeria japonica (Japanese cedar) is the source of this 1442-nucleotide messenger RNA. RefSeq names its product naringenin,2-oxoglutarate 3-dioxygenase. Bases 123 to 1199 code for a protein of 358 amino acids. The transcript is spliced from 3 exons. NCBI's taxonomy places the organism in Eukaryota, Viridiplantae, Streptophyta, Pinopsida, Cupressales, Cupressaceae. The record is from RefSeq and is a predicted model, not a curated record.